Pongo pygmaeus (Bornean orangutan) is the source of this 5749-nucleotide messenger RNA. It is a transcript of the gene CRISPLD1, whose product is annotated as cysteine rich secretory protein LCCL domain containing 1. Lineage: Eukaryota; Metazoa; Chordata; Mammalia; Primates; Hominidae. Gene Ontology annotation, cellular component: extracellular region. The record is from RefSeq and is a predicted model, not a curated record. The transcript has 15 exons. The coding region runs from base 495 to 1997 and encodes 500 amino acids.
CGAGCGCGAGGGAGCGACGGAAGCGCUCGGCGCCUGGUUCUGCGCGCGCCGGCUCUACAGAGCAGGAGCAAGAGGUCGCCGCCAGCCUCCGCCGCCGAGCCUCGCUCGUGUCCCCGCCCCUCGCUCCUGCAGAUAAUGCUCAGAGACGCUGGGGCGCCCACCCUGGCAAACUAACGAAGCAGCUCCCUUCCCACCCCAACUGCAGGUCUAAUUUUGGACGCUUUGCCUGCCACUUCUUCCAGGUUGAGGGAGCCGCAGAAGCGGAGGCUUGCGUAUUCUUGCAGUCAGCGCCCACGUCGCCCCCGGACGCGCGGUGCUCAGGCCCUUCGCGAGCGGGGCUCUCCGUCUGCGGUCCCUUGUGAAGGCUCUGGGCGGCUGCAGAGGCCGGCCGUCCGGUUUGGCUCACCUCUCCCAGGAAACUACACUGGAGAGCCAAAAGGAGUGGAAGAGCCUGUCUUGGAGAUUUUCCUGGGGAAAUCCUGAGGUCAUUCAUUAUGAAGUGUACCGCGCGGGAGUGGCUCAGAGUAACCACAGUGCUGUUCAUGGCUAGAGCAAUUCCAGCCAUGGUGGUUCCCAAUGCCACUUUAUUGGAGAAACUUUUGGAAAAAUACAUGGAUGAGGAUGGUGAGUGGUGGACAGCCAAACAACGAGGGAAAAGGGCCAUCACAGACAAUGACAUGCAGAGUAUUUUGGACCUUCAUAAUAAAUUACGAAGUCAGGUGUAUCCAACAGCCUCUAAUAUGGAGUAUAUGACAUGGGAUGUAGAGCUGGAAAGAUCUGCAGAAUCCUGGGCUGAAAGUUGCUUGUGGGAACAUGGACCUGCAAGCUUGCUUCCAUCAAUUGGACAGAAUUUGGGAGCACACUGGGGAAGAUAUAGGCCCCCGACGUUUCAUGUACAAUCGUGGUAUGAUGAAGUGAAAGACUUUAGCUACCCAUAUGAACAUGAAUGCAACCCAUAUUGUCCAUUCAGGUGUUCUGGCCCUGUAUGUACACAUUAUACACAGGUUGUGUGGGCAACUAGUAACAGAAUUGGUUGUGCCAUUAAUUUGUGUCAUAACAUGAACAUCUGGGGGCAGAUAUGGCCCAAAGCUGUCUACCUGGUGUGCAAUUACUCCCCAAAGGGAAACUGGUGGGGCCAUGCCCCUUACAAACAUGGGCGGCCCUGUUCUGCUUGCCCACCUAGUUUUGGAGGGGGCUGUAGAGAAAAUCUGUGCUACAAAGAAGGGUCAGACAGGUAUCAUCCUCCUCGAGAAGAGGAAACAAAUGAAAUAGAACGACAGCAGUCACAAGUCCAUGAAACCCAUGUCCAGACAAGAUCAGAUGAUAGUAGCAGAAAUGAAGUCAUAAGCACACAGCAAAUGUCCCAAAUUGUUUCUUGUGAAGUAAGAUUAAGAGAUCAGUGCAAAGGAACAACCUGCAAUAGGUACGAAUGUCCUGCUGGCUGUUUGGAUAGUAAAGCUAAAGUUAUUGGCAGUGUACAUUAUGAAAUGCAAUCCAGCAUCUGUAGAGCUGCAAUGCAUUAUGGUAUAAUAGACAAUGAUGGUGGCUGGGUAGAUAUCACUAGACAAGGAAGAAAGCAUUAUUUCAUCAAGUCCAAUAGAAAUGGUAUUCAGACAAUUGGCAAAUAUCAGUCUGCUAAUUCCUUCACAGUCUCUAAAGUGACAGUUCAGGCUGUGACUUGUGAAACAACUGUGGAACAGCUCUGUCCAUUUCAUAAGCCUGCUUCACAUUGCCCAAGAGUAUACUGUCCUCGUAACUGUAUGCAAGCAAAUCCACAUUAUGCUCGUGUAAUUGGAACUCGAGUUUAUUCUGAUCUGUCCAGUAUCUGCAGAGCAGCAGUACAUGCUGGAGUGGUUCGAAAUCACGGUGGUUAUGUUGAUGUAAUGCCUGUGGACAAAAGAAAGACCUACAUUGCUUCUUUUCAGAAUGGAAUCUUCUCAGAAAGUUUACAGAAUCCUCCAGGAGGAAAGGCAUUCAGAGUAUUUGCUGUUGUGUGAAAUGGAAUACUUGGAAGAGGAUCAUAAAGACUAUUCCAAAUGCAAUAUUUCUGAAUUUUGUAUAAAACUGUAACAUUACUGUACAGACAGAGUACAUCAACUAUUUUCAGCCCAAAAAGGUGCCAAAUGCAUAUAAAUCUUGAUAAACAAAGUCUAUAAAAUAAAACAUGGGACAUUAGCUUUGGGAAAAGUAAUGAAAAUAUAAUGGUUUUAGAAAUCCUGUGUUAAAUAUUGCUAUAUUUUCUUAGCAGUUAUUUCUACAGUUAAUUACAUAGUCAUGAUUGUUCUACAUUUCAUAUAUUAUAUGGUGCUUUGUAUAUGCCACUAAUAAAAUGAAUCUAAACAUUGAAUGUGAAUGGCCCUCAGAAAAUCAUCUAGUACAUUUAAAAAGAAUCGACUCUAAAACUGAAAGAAACCUUAUCACAUUUUCCCCAGUUCAAUGCUAUGCCAUUACCAACUCCAAAUAAUCUCAAAUAAUUUUCCACUUAAUAACUGUAAAGUUUUUUUCUGUUAAUUUAGGCAUAUAGAAUAUUAAGUUCUGAUAUUGCACUUCUUAUUUUAUAUAAAAUAAUCCUUUAAUAUCCAAAUGAAUCUGUUAAAAUGUUUGAUUCCUUGGGAAUGGCCUUAAAAAUAAAUGUAAUAAAGUCAGAGUGGUGGUAUGAAAACAUUCCUAGUGAUCAUGUAGUAAAUGUAGGGUUAAGCAUGGGCAGCCAGAGCUUUCUAUGUACUGUUAAAAUUGAGGUCACAUAUUUUCUUUUGUAUCCUGGCAAAUACUCCUGCAGGCCAGGAAGUAUAAUAGCAAAAAGUUGAACAAAGAUGAACUAAUGUAUUACAUCACCAUUGCCACUGAUUUUUUUUUAAAUGGUAAAUUACCUUGUGUAUAAAUAUUGCCAUAUCAUGGUACCUAUAAUGGUGAUUGAUAUAUUUGUUUCUAUGAAAAAUGUAUUGUGCUUUGAUACUAAAAAUCUGUAAAAUGUUAGUUUUGGUAAUUUUUUUUCUGCUGGUGGAUUUACUAUUUCCCAUAAACAUAUUAAAAUUAAUCAUGUUUCAAAGUUUUAUUUUCAGUUCCUUUUGCAUGCCUAUUUUGAUUUAGAAAUCACUUUAAGAUAAAUGAACAAAAUUAUUGUAAGUCUGCUAAAUUUGGUUUAUUGACAUUAGUAUAAAUAACAUACUUAAUACCAGAUGUCUACAAAAUCGACCUAAUUAUUGAGGUAUUUGUAUGUGAAAGAGAAACACAUAUUUAGAAACAUAGCAAGGGAAAUUUUGAAUAAAGAGAGAGAUGAAUUUAUAAAGUAGGAAAAAAAGAAUCUGAAAGAUACAAAGUGAUUAUAAAAGAAUUGACAGGACAAUAAAUACUUCAAGUACUUUUAGAAAGUAAAUGAGUAGGAGUUUAGGAGGGAUAAACAAGAUAAAUUCCAUGCAAUGAUCAAGGAAAGCAAGAGAGCAGAUGAUACAAAAGAAAAAGAAGGUUCGCAUAAAUAGCUUCUGGAGUGCAAAUUAUAAAGACAUCAACAUUUUUGAUCAUAUAAUAAGUAUUGGCUUAGAGCUAAGUGGUUCCAGAUACUGCUAAUUAAAACAAUAAUGUAUACGUUAAAGAUUGCAAAACUUAAAAGCAGAUUUUUAUGGGAACUUUUUUCGAAAGGAUACAUGACUACCUUCUUAAAUAGUAUGACUUUACAUAGACUCUUUUUCUGGUCCUUACUGCUCCUCCCACAACAGGGAAGCCUCAUCAGUUCUGUCAGUAUAAGGUUUUCUUCUAUUUGCCCUUAGUUUAGAUCUCCCUCAUCAAUUCCACUUACUAUUGUAAUGUCUUCAGCUGGAGCCUCUUUGUGUCUUUCUCCAUUCCUUUUUAAUACAUUCGUAUUUCCCAGCCCCAGAACCCUUGAAAUUAACUCUUCCAUGAGUUUUCAUUGCUGAAGAAAAACCAAACAUCCUUGUAAAAACAUUUAAGAACUUCCAUAGUCUUGUUCAUAUUGUUUACCUAUCUUCUACACAAGGCGUGUCCUCGGGUAAGUUAUUUAACUUCAAUUUACCUUACCUGUAAAAUGGAACACAUAAUAUCUCCUUAAGAUUGCUCUACAAAUUAAUUGACACAUUAUGUGUGAUGUACUUAAAGGAAUAAUAACCACAUAAUAUGUGGUCAGUGGACGCCAUUUUCUAUUAUUAUAAUCAUUUUUGUUAUUUAAUUUGGGGAAACUAUUCAUCUGUCAUAUACUAUUGAUCCUUUGGCACUUAAAUAAAUGUGAAAUCCUCCAGGAAUUUUCCUGUGGUUCUCCUUGUAAGAAUUAAAUGCUUUCUAAUAUGAUAUCCUUUUAAUUUGACCAUUGUAAUUAUUUAACUUGUGUUUUAUUAUAUUCUUUAAAGGAUAAGCUCUUUGAGAAUGGUAAUACUCUUACUCAUCUCUCUACCCAAGAGCACAAUUGCCUCAGUGAUUUUUACUUCCGUGAACUCUACAAAUGGUAUAUCAGUAUUGUUGAGUGAGCAUUCCAACAAGUCCUAAUUUUAUUUUUGAUGAAAAUGAAAAUUUUUUCCACAUUAUAGUGUGAGGUCAACACAAACAAAGUGCUAUAGCUAGUGAAAAUAGUUUAUUGAUAGACGUGGACUUAAAACAGAUCAAUGCUUGUAGAAUAGUAUUAAUAUCAUUAUUUUAGCAUUUAAAGUUUACCAGAUCAUGUGUUACUUUAAUACUUUUCAUAUAUUAAAAAAUAAUUAUGUAUUUCAAGCAUAGUAUUAUGAAAAUAAAUUACUCUCCUAACCUUAGAUAAUUUGCAUAUUACAGGGUCCACUUUUCAAUACUGGCCUCUAAAAUCUUGACGGUUCUCUAGCUGUUCUAAAAUGUUUUUAAAGAAAUGUAAACUCUUCUAAAUAGCAUGGUGAGCCAAGCAAAGAAACAGCUAUCAUUUUUGCAAACAUACCAAAUUUCAGAUUUGGACUUUAAGCUAAUUCAUUGCACAAAGAAUUACAUUGUUAGAGUUGAUUUUAAAAACUUAUCUGAGGUGACAUUUCCACCCUGGCACCAUAAUAUUCAGGAGCUGAAGAAAUAGUUUAGUGAAAUAAUCUGAUCCUCUUUUAUUAAUUUGUUGUAAUUAAGUCAAAAUUAUAUCAGUUUGAGAUUUAAAAAAGGCAGGCAAACUUGUUAGAACACUGCUCUUAUACUUAACAAUUAGAUAUUCUCUAGUUCCUUUUAUCCCCCAAUCCUUAUGUCACCUUGCACAGAAUUAUCAGAAUGUGAAACGGUGCUGGUAAGCAAACAUUCUUGCACUAGACCAUUAAGUUCUGAAAACUAAUUUUCCAAUGAUUACUAACAAAUAUUUUCUGAUUAAAACCAUAGUGAAUUGGCAAUUAUGUUUACCACUAUACUGAUGAAGAUGAAAAGCAGAGGGCCUACACAUGACUGUAUCUGAUAAGCUCAGUAAGAAAAAAAAAAAAAACGUGUACAGAAGAUGAAGUAGAAAUUAGAGAUACGUAUUUAAAAGGCAUGAACUGAUUGCAAAUAUCAUUAGAGGCUGGAUGUGGUGGCUCAAGCCUGUGGUCCCAGCACUUUGGGGGGCUGAGGUGAGCAGAUCAGUUGAGCCCAGGAGUUUGAGACCAGUCAGUGCAUGAUGAAAUCCCAUCUCUACAUAAAUUAGCCAGGCGUGGUGGCACCUGCCUCUAGUCCCAGCUACUUGGGAAGCUGAGAUUGGAGGACCACCUGAGCCCAGGAAGUUGAGGCUACAGUGAGCUGUGAUUGCACCACUGCACUCCAGCCUGGG